AUGGCGGCAGUGCAGGAGCUCGCUGAGCGAGUCAAGGGCGACGACAAGUUCUACGUCGACACCGACGCCGGCGCCGACGACCAGACGGCGGACGGCUCCGAGGCCAAGCCCUUCAAGACGCUCGCCUACGCCUACAUCCACAACACCGGCCGUCCGACUGCACAAUACCUCACCCGCGCCUCCGUCACCGGAGCCAUUGGCCCGGACGAGGACCCCUCGGCGCGAUUGGCGUGGAAGGCGCCCGCCAAGAGUGCCGUCAAGAAGGCCCAGGGUGCCCUCGACGCCCACAAGAAGAAGCUGGCCAAGCAGGAGCAGGCCAAAGCCGCUGAGGAGGCCCAAAAGAAGCAGCGCCUUGAAAACCUUGAGGCUGCUAAGAAGAUUGUUCUCAAGGAGGACCCGUCGCUUCCCAAGGCCGUCAAGAUCACCAUUGACAACAAAAAUGUCGAGCUCGGUGACGGCGCCGACAAGAAGGGUGCCCGCGUUAAGGUCUCGGGCCGCAUCCACCGACUGAGGCCGCAAAAACAGGCGACCUUCAUCACCCUCAUUGACGGUGGCGGUCACCUGCAGUGCGUGUUGCAGGCCGGAGAUCUUACCAAGACGUACGAUGCCCUGACGUUCGCCCAGGGCACGUCCAUUACGUUGUACGGCGAAAUGCGCAAGGUUCCCGAGGGCCAGCAGGCGCCCGACAACCGCGAGCUGCACGUCGACUUCUACGAGGUCAUUGGCACCUCUCCCAGCGAUGAGGACGCCAUCACCAACAAGGUCUCGUCGGCCCAGAACCAGUGGGAUGCUCAGAUGCUUGACAACCGACACCUGGUGCUGAGAGGAGACCAUGCUGCGUCCGUCAUGAAGUUGCGCGCUGGCGUUGAGUGGGCUUUCGUCAACGCCUAUCAUGAGAUGAAGGUCACUAAGGUUUCGCCGCCUGCUCUCGUCCAGACCCAGGUCGAGGGCGGCGCCACCCUCUUCAAGGUGCCAUACUACGACGAGGAGGCCUUCCUGACGCAGUCGUCUCAACUUUACCUGGAGACGGCAAUCCCCAGCCUGGGCAGCGUCUACUGCAUCGAGAAGUCGUUCCGCGCUGAGAAGAGCCUGACGCGUCGUCAUUUGUCCGAGUACACACACGUCGAGGCGGAGCUGGACUAUAUCGACUUCACCGACCUGCUGGAGCACCUCGAGGAGAUCAUCUGCCGCGUCAUCGACAAGGUCCUGGAAGAUGCCGAGAUGGCGGCAAUCCUCAAGGAGCUUAACCCUGGCUUCACCCGACCCUCGCGUCCCUUCAUGCGCAUGAAGUACGCCGACGCCAUUGAUUGGCUCAACAAGCAGGAGCCGCCCAUUCCCAACGAGGACGGCAACCCUCAUGUCUUUGGCGAUGACAUCGCCGAGGCCGCUGAGCGCAAGAUGACCGACGCCAUCAACCGGCCUAUCUUCCUGACGCACUUCCCCGUCGAGAUCAAGGCCUUCUACAUGAAGAAGGACCCCAGCGAUCUCCGCGUUACAGAGAGCGUCGACUGCCUGAUGCCCGGCGUGGGCGAGAUAGUCGGUGGAUCAAUGAGAAUGGAGGGUUAUGACGAGCUGCUCGCGGCGUACGACAAGCAAGGCAUCCCGGCCAAGGAUUACUACUGGUACACCGACCAGCGAAAGUAUGGCACUUCGCCGCACGGUGGCUACGGCCUGGGUCUGGAGCGUUUCCUGGCCUGGAUGGCCAACCAGCACACGGUGCGAACGACAUGUCUGUAUCCCCGCUUCAUGGGGCGGUGCAAGCCUUGA
Molecule: messenger RNA, 1767 nt
Organism: Purpureocillium lilacinum
Lineage: Eukaryota; Fungi; Ascomycota; Sordariomycetes; Hypocreales; Ophiocordycipitaceae
Biological process (GO): asparaginyl-tRNA aminoacylation
Cellular component (GO): cytoplasm
Molecular function (GO): nucleic acid binding; ATP binding; asparagine-tRNA ligase activity
Source: RefSeq, a predicted model, not a curated record